GUAAUUUGUGUUUUUCAAUUAUAGAUUUGUGUUGUGGUACCUACUGAUUGAAUAUGCCGAGAGCAGGAGGGCAAAGAUCUGAGAUAAAUCAGUCCUCUGCCACUCGUAGUGCCGGUCGACAGACAAAUGCCAGGACGAGUUCCCCGGAUCAACAUCGGUCCGCAGACAAAAGAGCAUCGAAAAACGCUGAUAUUGACGAUCUGCUCCCGAACCUGACGUUCAUAAAUGAAUAUCCCAACGAACUUGUUAAUCGCUCCAACUCGUCGACUAUAAGCGAAAUUGAGGAUUACUUCGACAGACGAGCCCGUGAAAAUGUGGAAAAGCUCGCGGAACUUUCUGCUCCUAAAACACCAUGUCAACUGCGGAAAUCGAAGGCGAUGAAAACUCCUGUCACAGGCAGUGUUCGCCGGCGAUCAAGUCUUAAGGGUUCUAUUCUUGCCAGGAGAUCCGCCAGGCUCUUGGACCGCUCGAUGCGUCUUGCACGGAUGGCCAGUGCGUCAAAAGUGGGCGAUGUUCGUCAGCAGUUUUCAUCCGCCAAAGCAUCGUCAAAAAAGCCUCGUCCUCUGCGCCGUUCAUCGUCUCUUAAUUGCAUUGAAUUGAAUGAGCCAGUUAGACAUUCGGGAUCGAACAAGUUCGUUGUCGUUCAAAUUCUGUCCGAAACCUCCAGUUCUGUAAGAUCAGAUGCAGACUCAACAAGUUCUUCACACAUGCCUGUAGUUGGACCUCCGGCAACUCCGGAAAACGGCCCAGAUGCAUCAGUCAUUCCGUUCAACACUGUCAAUAGAGCUUUGAUGCAGCCUGCUCACGUUGGAUUGACAAAACCUGAGCCUUUCACUAUGCGAAUUGAGGAGCGAUUACAGAUGAGGAAAAGGAAAAGAGAAGCAGCAAAGAAUGAAAAUGAAAAACCGACAAAGCGUCGACAAAUCAAAGUUCCAUCAAUGUGUGAUGGCCAUUUGGUGAACAUGUCCUUUUUGGAGAGGCAAGAGCUUCCAAAGAAGAAACGUCGAGAGAUAUUGUUGAAGGCGUUGGAAGGAGAGAAAAAAGCGCGAGAAUUUCACGCAAGGCCUGCACCACACGCUUCACAUCGGGAACCCAUGCUGUUUGCCCGAACGCCUCGUCCAAAUGGGCAUAAUCAAACUGUUCCGUUGGACACUUACAAAUUCAAGGCAAAUCCGGUGCCUGAGGCGGUUUUCCGGCUGCCAAAACUUCCCCAGAAGCACGUCAUUGCCCCAACGGUUCUCCGUCCUUUCAACAUGCCCGGGGAUGACAGGGUAAAGAAACGAAAAUCGUAUGACCGACGACAGAAGCUGCGGCAGGAGAAAGAAGAAGAAGAACGACGUCAACGAGAGGAGCUGAGACUCAAAGAGGAAGAAGAAGAAUGGAAACGUGAUCGGAAACUGCGAGAAUUCAAAGCCCAACCAAUUCCCGAAUCCGUCCGACGCGUUCUUCCAGUUAUUGUCGCUGCUCCAGUUUCUGAUGAGGAGGAUUGAGCACGUUAGCAUAUUCAAAAAAAUCCAGCGUCAAUAAUUUCUCAAUGAGUGAAUCUUGAAAAAAGUGAAGCGCAUUUUUUUCUAUGAUUUUUUCUAUGUGGACUUUGAUUGUUGGAAACUCUUUUUUAUUUUUAUUUUAAAUCACAUCUGUUGAGUAAAUAUCUUGAAUGAAGACGAGUCACAUUGCAUUCGAAUAACAUGACUUUUUCAGAGUUUUUUCCAAAGAAAGGAAACUUGAAGACAGCUGGCCCACUUUCUAAAAAACCAGUGAUACCUUUACUCUCACCUGUAUUGUUUAUUUUCUUUUAUAUUUUUUACUCGUGAUUUUUUGAGCACUUCUGAGUGAAUGUUUGAACGAGUGACAAGCGUGCUUCAUCAGCGCUGGAGUUGUAUUCAGGAUUAUCUUUUAUCAAUAUUUUACUGCAAUGUGAAUGCUUCUGAUAUCGGUUGUGGAUUGCAUUUUCUGUACUAAAAGGGGCAUCUUUAGCCUUUGAUAAA
Messenger RNA from Notodromas monacha, 1988 nucleotides. Lineage: Eukaryota; Metazoa; Arthropoda; Ostracoda; Podocopida; Cyprididae. The record is from the annotation of a GenBank genome assembly.